CGUGGGGCCUUUAAAAAUUGCCCCCGGGCCGUACUUUGGACACCCCUGCUCUUGAGCGACUACCGUGGCCCCGGGUUUUAUUUUCUUUUUCUGUUUACCUCCUUAGGAUUUUGAAUUUUGCAAAAAAUUUUCGUUUUUCAGGGCAUUUGUGGCCUCAUUCGGCGUGUUUCUCCAUAAGAGCAAGACGCAGAAUGUGCUUUAACCUUGACUGCGUGGAGAUGGGAGUUCAGGGCGGUGGCCAGCGGGUUGCCAGGUCCGCUAGCUCCGCCCUGCACGCCCGCCCCGUAGAAAAGUGAUGGUGGUCCGCUGGAGGAGGCGAGACAAGUGCAGAGCGGGGAUGUAAGCACCGACCUACGGACUAACUCUCCCUCCCUGCCCGGGCUCGGCUGUAGCAGCAUCCUCGUCGAGCAUUUUUCUUUUCUUGGGCGAAGUCUUUCAAAAAACAACAACAAUCCUUCCCCCUUUUUUCUUCUUUCUCCGGAGGGAAACCCCAUGUCUGCGACACUAGCGAUGAGCGACGUCGGACAUGAGGAGCCUUUCUUCCCGCUGCACAAGGCGUCCUUGGCCGCGGGCUUCCCCUUGGAGGACUCGGCGCUGCUGGGCUUGGUGUGCAAGAUGAGCGACUCGGAACGAGGCGACUACACGCAGGCCAAGUGCGAGAUGGACCGCUAUCUCUCCCCGCAGCCGCUUCCAGACGGCCAGAAGUCCCAAAGAGACGGCGCCGCGGGGAUGGAUCACUUCUUCGGCGAGGAGCAGGCCGGGGCGCCGUACACCCUCAACAUGAACCUUUACCUGCCCGACAUGACUUACCUGAGGGCGGGCUUGGCUCCGCCCCACGAGAACCUGCAAGUCCAAGUCAAGAUGGAAGCGGCGGCGCCGCCGUGCUUCUCUCAGAGCCUCCCGCCCACAAGUAGCUGCGGCGUCGCCAUGGAGACCUCCGCAGUAAACAUGGCGGGGUUGCCAGACUUCACCAGCGCUUUCCACCAGCAGGGAGGCGACACUCUGGUGCCGGAGGUCUUCAUCAAACAGGAAAUGUCGCCGGGCGGGUACGAGCAGCACGACGGCGGCGCCUCGCUCUUCCAGCUCCUGAUCUCCGGCUUGGAGCAUCACCACGGCGACCACAUGGAGGCCCACAUGCAGCACACCUUCCGCACAUCCCUGCAAGACCAAAGCGCCAAGUCUUCCUUCUGCGGCGGACCCUCUUACUCGCGCCCCCACGCCCACUUCUUCCAGCAGCAGCAGGCGCCCUACCUUCCGCCCUCGCCGCCCAGCUCCGAACCGGGCAGCCCCGACCGGCAGAAGGAGCUCCUCCACACCAUGUCGCCGCCUCCUUCCUAUGCGGCCACCAUCGCCUCCAAGAUGGCGGGCAGCACCCCGGGACUGGCCACCGCCGCCGCCGCCCACCCGUCUGGACAAGCUGCCGCCCCGAACCCCCACGUCCCCGCCGCCACGCAGGUCUUGACCCCGGUGCGCUACAACCGCAGGAACAACCCAGACUUGGAGAAGCGGCGGAUCCACCACUGUGAUUACCCAGGCUGCAAGAAGGUCUACACCAAGUCCUCUCACCUGAAAGCCCACCUCAGGACCCACACGGGUGAGAAGCCGUACAGGUGCACGUGGGACAGCUGCGACUGGCGCUUCGCCCGCUCCGACGAGCUGACCCGCCACUACCGCAAACACACGGGCGCCAAACCCUUCCAGUGCGCCGUGUGCUCGCGCUCCUUCUCCCGCUCCGACCACCUGGCCCUGCACAUGAAGAGGCACCAGAACUAGUCAACGAGCAGCCCGCAUUUUCUCUUUUUCAAUUACUCGCAGCUCCUCCUGGUGGUGCUGGCCGGUACUUUCCUGAGUUUUUCCCCCCCCCCCAUUGGCAGUGCUUCCAAGUGGUGCUUAUUUUUUUUUUUUGGUUGUUUUUACCAUUUUCGCAGCUCCACCUGGUGGCGCUGUCCGCGACAGGUGCGGUGGGAACAAAGACGGAGGUCUGUAAAGGAAAAUCCUCCACACUGACUGGCUUUCUACGGGGAGAACACACGCAAGAAGUUCUCGAGUGGAAUAAAAGCACUUAACCAUCCAUCCAUCCAUCAUCUUCCGCUUAUCCGAGGUCGGGUCGCGGGGGCAGCAGCCUAAGCAGGGAAGCCCAGACUUCCCUUUCCCCAGCCACUUCGUCUAGCUCUUCCCGGGGGAUCCCGAGGCGUUCCCAGGCCAGCCGGGAGACAUAGUCUUCCCAACGUGUCCUGGGUCUUCCCCGUGGCCUCCUACCAGCUGGACGUGCCCUAAACACCUCCCUAGGGACCAGAUGCCCGAACCACCUCAUCUGGCUCCUCUCCAUGUGAAAGAGCAGCGGCUUUACUUUGAGUUCCUCCCGGAUGGCAGAGCUUCUCACCCUAUCUCUAAGGGAGAGACCUGGAAACUCAUUUGGGCCGCUUGUACCCGUGAUCUUAUCCUUUCGGUCAUGACCCAAAGCUCAUGACCAUAGGUGAGGAUGGGAACGUAGAUCGACCGGUAAAUUGAGAGCUUCGCCUUCCGGCUCAGCUCCUUCUUCACCACAACGGAUCGGUACAACGUCCGCAUUACUGAAGACGCCGCACCGAUCCGCCUGUCGAUCUCACGAUCCACUCUUCCCUCACUCGUGAACAAGACUCCUAGGUACUUGAACUCCUCCACUUGGGGCAGGGUCUCACCCUAUCUCUAAGGGAGAGACCUGGAAACUCAUUUGGGCCGCUUGUACCCGUGACCUUAUCCUUUCGGUCAUGACCCAAAGCUCAUGACCAUAGGUGAGGAUGGGAACGUAGAUCGACCUGUAAAUUGAGAGUUUCGCCUUCCGGCUCAGCUCCUUCUUCACCACAACGGAUCGGUACAACGUCCGCAUUACUGAAGACGCCGCACCGAUCCGCCUGUCGAUCUCACGAUCCACUCUUCCCUCACUCGUGAACAAGACUCCUAGGUACUUGAACUCCUCCACUUGGGGCAGGGUCUCACCCUAUCUGUAAGGGAGAGACCUGGAAACUCAUUUGGGCCGCUUGUACCCGUGAUCUUAUCCUUUCAGUCAUGACCCAAAGCUCAUGACCAUAGGUGAGGAUGGGAACGUAGAUUGACCGGUAAAUUGAGAGCUGAGCCGGAAGGCGAAGCUCUCAAUUUACCACAACGGACCGAUACAACGUCCGUAUUACUGAAGACGCCGCACCGAUCCGCCUGUGGAUCUCACGAACCACUCUUCCCCCACUCGUGAACAGGACUCCUAGGUACUUGAACUUAACUUGGGAAGCACUUAACUCUCACUUGAAACUUUUUCGUUCAUUCGCAAACCAAACGUUUGUUUUGACGCCAGGUUUUGUUUCUUCCUACUACCAAACGGUUUGCACUAGACACGACUGGAAUGGUUCAUUCGCGCGGAGGCACAGAAGGAAGGAAAAGUGCGGACAUAUGGAAGGAUUUUUUUUUUUUUUUUUUCCAGCCAGAGAACAAGGGGGGCGGGGUGCUAAAGAGCAGCAAUUAGGCGAUCAAUUAUUCAUUUUGUCUUUUAGCCAGCAGACGAAAAAAAAAAAAAGGUCUCAUCCUUGGAGCUUCUUUUUGAACCAAAGUGGAUCAUCUCCUUUUUGAAAGUGCCUCUAGUCUGCUUUGUGUCGAGCGAAAGAGUGGCUGUGAUGCACUGAGACUUCAAUCACGCCGCCUUCCCUUUGUGUCCGCCCUGCCCAAGAUGGCCGCCACCCAGACAACACAGCACUCUAACUGUUCUCAUCUAUUUAUUUGUGUGACGCCUCGUCUUCUGCGGCCCCCAGCAAAAAUGCCUUAAUGUACAUACUUUUUGAUGCACUGUAAAUACAUUUUAUUUUUUAUUUUUUUUUAGCUUUGUUUUGUAAACAAAAGGGCAAAAAGGAGGAAAGUGCCCUGCAUUCAAACUGAUUUUUGUUUUCAUGCAAUUGUUUUAUAUUUUUGUCUUUGUUAGUUGUUGUUUUUUUUCCAUUGGUAAACGUUCCAAAGACAUGUUUUUUUUUCUUCAACUGAGUGAAACCUAAUAAAAAUCAACUGACACUUUUA
Nerophis ophidion (straightnose pipefish) is the source of this 4038-nucleotide messenger RNA. It is a transcript of the gene klf5a, whose product is annotated as Kruppel like factor 5a. Lineage: Eukaryota; Metazoa; Chordata; Actinopteri; Syngnathiformes; Syngnathidae. The record is from RefSeq and is a predicted model, not a curated record. Gene Ontology annotation, biological process: regulation of transcription by RNA polymerase II. Gene Ontology annotation, molecular function: RNA polymerase II cis-regulatory region sequence-specific DNA binding; DNA-binding transcription factor activity, RNA polymerase II-specific. The transcript has 4 exons. Bases 493 to 1773 code for a protein of 426 amino acids.